GUGUGAUGUGGAUAUGUUUGUGUGCGGUGUCCUCUUUCCUCAUGCGCAACAAGCGGGCAUGACCAGAGAUUAAUUAUUCAAGGACUGCCAGCAAAGGGGGAAGUCACCUGAUAGCAUGGACUUAUAAUAUUACAAACAGAUAUCAGGUGAAACGCUAGACCUUGCUUCAUCUUCAUCCUUCCUCACGCUGCUCUAUUUUUUGAUGCUGCUGUACCUGAAGACCUGAAAGAGAACUUUUACACAUAUACACUGCCUGCCAGGAGACCAUAUUUUUUUCCUAUUUUGGUGUUUUUCUUUCCUCUGUUAACAGAUUUUCAGUUUUUUCCUUUUUUGCCAAUGCUUGUCCCCAACAAAGUGAGUCUCGGACGCUCCCACAGCUGGGACACGUUAGGAGGGAAUGAGGGUCAGUGGGAGAGGGCUGACAGCGUGUAUGAACAGCAGGCAAGAUUAGCAGGCCGGCGGAGCUCUCUGUCAUAUGCGGAGGGAGGAGGGUGGUAUGAGCCACCACCCGGGGUGCGUCUUCCUGACCUGGAUUUGAAACGCGACCCGUAUUCCUACCAAGAUUCUCUUUACGGACAGGUUUACACAGAGAGACACGACCCACGGGGGCUGAGGAAGGGCUCUGUGCCGGAUCUCAACCACUACGAGCGAGUGCCCAUGGCUCACCGAGGCUCCAUUCCACAUCAGGAUUACUACUCCCAUGACCCAGCCAUGACUCCUCGGACACCUGAGGCCUUUUACCGGUCAGAGCAUCAGCCUCCGCCACCUCACCCUCAUCCUCAUCCACUCAGCAGGUCAGGCUCUCAUUUGGGGAUGACUCCUGGGGCUCGUGCUGCAUGGGAUCAAGGUCAGGCAGUGAGGGCAGGACCUCAAGCACCCUCAUCUCCUCUGCCUCCUCCCCCUCCGCCAACCACUCAUGAAUUGAAUAGGGCAUAUAGGGACCCUGGUGCUAUAACUUCUGCCAAGAUACCCCCUCGAGACCCCCCUCCUGCUCAUUAUGGAAUGGACCACCCAUCUCCUCGGUAUGCCAGUGAGCCUCCACCUCUGACAGGUCAGUCUGUUUAUACUGAUGCUAAUGGUCGUCCCCUUGAUCCGCAGCAGCAGGCUGCUACCUGUCUAGUGGUAGAUCCUGCCAGUCAAAGCAUGAUUAUGAGGCAAGAGACAGCCUCGCCAUUAACCAUCCAGCAACAGCAUCAAUUGCAACAUCAGCAACAAAUACAGCAGCAACAGUUACAACAGCAACAACUUCAGCAGCAGCAGUUACAGCAGCAACAAAUACAACAGCAGCAGCUUCAACAACAGCAAUUACAGCAACAGCAACUCCAACAACAGCAAAUUCAGCAACAGCAGUUACAGCAGCAACAGUUACAGCAACAGCAUCUUCAGCAAGAACAGUUGCAGCAACAACAUCUGCAACAGCAACAACCACAACCCCUGCCACCUCCACCUACCAUGCCAGUCUCUGACCCUAACCUUUCUUUGACAGCCCCACUUCCUGCGCCGCCCGCUCCCGUGCAAACUGCAGUGGUUGCUCCAGCUGCACCUCCACCUCUGCAAGUGGGUCCAACUCCAGUCCCUCCUCCCCCAGCUACUCCACUCCCUGUCCCUCUACCUGCUCCUCCCACAAUUGCCCCGCAGACGCCUUUGCCCGUGGACCCCAAGAAGACGGCCGAUCCUGAGUUUCUUUCUCUGUUGCGAAAUGAGGGCCUCUCUGAGAGCACCAUCUCCUCACUUAUCCAGCAGGGGUUUGACUCCACUAACAUGCUGGCUGUCAUGGAGGAGAAUGAUGUCCGGACAGUCGCCCCAAACCUCGGUCAGGCUCGUGUGCUGUCUCGCCUGGUCCACAAUUGCAAGCGCCCAGUAGAAGCUACGCUGGCCCCCUCCCAACCUCAGACGCCUAUGCGAGGUCGCUCUAAUAGCUUCAGCCAUCGCUCGGACAUCUACCAACCACAGCACCACCAUCAUCAUCUACCACACACUCCACAAGCUUUAGCCAUGGAUCCUCAACUAAUGCCCCCACCAACACCUGGGGCCAUGCAUACUAUAUCUCCACGGAUGGGAGAAGUAAUUGGUCGGAGGCCCAGCAGUGCUCCCUCUCAGCAGUUACUGGAAGCCUCUGGAGGCUACCCAGGCCAACCCCCUCGUUCCCCAGGGCCAUAUUCUGGAGCCCUCCUGCCUGUUCACUCAAGACCCAUGUCAGCCUACUCUUCUGGGGGGACAAUACCAGGGGUGCCUAUGUCGGGUAUGCAGAUAAUGCCACAGCAGAUGACUGGGUCAAUGCCUGCCAUUCCAGGGUCUGUUCAUUCCAUGCCAGGUAUGCCACAGCAGAUGCCUGUAUCUUUACCUGCUUUACCACAGCCACCGCAACAGGUACCAAAAGCAUACUCUACCAACUACACAGUGCCCAUGGAGCUGAUGAAGAGGGACAGAAACUUAGUGCCAUUGUCACCCAUGCACAGCCCUCACCCUAGUCCUCAGCUGAUCCGAAAGGGUGUGGGACCAGCAUCAGAGAAUGCCCUUGUUCCUGUGGGAGCAUCCGUUCAAGGCCAAGGUGCCCUGGUUGCUAACCAGAAACUAAGUCGACGCACAGGUCCACCAGUCAUCGUGUCUACUAUGGCAUCUCCAGAUACAAGUAUUCGGCCCCAGAUUAUGAAUGGGCCUAUGCACCCGCGCCCCCUGGUGGCGCUACUGGAUGGGCGCGACUGUACUGUGGAGAUGCCCAUCCUCAAAGAUCUGGCCACUGUGGCGUUCUGUGACGCUCAGUCCACGCAGGAGAUACAUGAAAAGGUGCUGAAUGAGGCCGUAGGGGCCAUGAUGUACCACACCAUCACCCUAACCAGAGAGGACUUGGAGAAGUUCAAGGCACUGCGCAUCAUCAUCCGUAUCGGCAGCGGCUACGACAACAUCGACAUCAAGGCUGCCGGGGAGCUCGGCAUUGCAGUGUGUAAUAUUCCCUCAGCGGCUGUAGAAGAAACAGCAGACUCAACACUUUGUCACAUCCUUAACCUGUACCGACGAAACACCUGGCUGUACCAGGCUCUCCGGGAGGGCACGCGGGUCCAGAGCGUGGAGCAGAUCCGGGAGGUGGCGUCUGGAGCAGCCAGAAUCCGAGGAGAGACGCUGGGCUUGAUCGGAUUUGGUCGAUCAGGCCAGGCAGUGGCCAUGCGGGCCAAAGCGUUUGGCUUCAACGUGAUCUUCUAUGACCCCUACCUCCAGGACGGCUUGGAGCGCUCGCUGGGCGUCCAGCGGGUCUACACCCUCCAGGACCUGCUCUAUCAGAGCGACUGCGUCUCUCUGCACUGCAACCUGAACGAACACAACCACCACCUCAUCAAUGACUUCACCAUUAAACAGAUGCGUCAAGGUGCUUUCUUGGUCAACUGUGCACGUGGGGGUCUAGUGGAUGAGAAAGCUUUGGCUCAGGCCCUGAAAGAAGGAAGGAUACGGGGCGCCGCCUUGGACGUCCAUGAAUCAGAACCUUUCAGUUUUUCCCAAGGUCCUCUAAAAGAUGCCCCCAACUUGAUCUGCACACCCCACACUGCCUGGUACAGCGAGCAGGCAUCGCUGGAGAUGAGAGAGGCCGCUGCCACAGAAAUUCGCAGAGCCAUAACCGGCCGUAUUCCUGACAGCCUCCGAAACUGCGUCAACAAAGAGUUCUUUGUUACUACGGCGCCCUGGGGAAUGAUGGAGCAGCAGCAGCCUCAAGUUCACCCUGAGAUCAACGGUGCCGCCUACAGCCGAGUGAACCAAACCAUGGUACAGGCCAUAGCAACGGGGGGAAUGCAGGACAAAUUAUAUACCUAAUUCCCAACCAGAUUUCCUCCUGGCAUGGUGGGCGUCGCCCCCGGUGGGAUUCCCGGACCCAUGGAGGGGUUGGUUCCUGGGGGAGUCCCCAUCGCCCACACCCUGCCCCCUGGCACCCAUCCGUCACAGGCCACCUCCCCCAACCAGCCCUCCAAACACGGCGAUCCCAUGAGAGAGCACAUGACUGAGCCGUAGGACUGCUGCUGCUGUAGCCGAGCAGAGGAGGAACUAAAAAUUGAUGUAAACUAAAAACCCAGCGACCAACCAACUCAGCCAUCCAACUGUACGUACGCUUGACUUCAGCCAUCCGAACCUACCAGCAGACUGCCUGCCGGGCAACGUUUCACACUUUUUCUUUUUUUCUUUCUUUUUUUUGUGAAACCACUAAGUGAGGACAGUGGACGUUAUACACACAUGAGCUGCCACACGGAUCUGAAAUCUCUCCUCGCUCCAUAUCUUUCUUCGUUCCUCCUCAAUUUACGUGAUUUUCUUGUUUUAGCAUAUUUUAGGGAGAUUUCCUCCUGACUCCUGGGACACGUUGACAGUAGCCACGUGCAGGAUGGAAAUCCAACCCCACCCUCCCUGGUUUAAGAGGCGAGCUCAACAGGAUGACUCUCUUCCCUUCCUUCUCACCCAUUUCAGCACAAACAUACCCUGUGUUUUGAUUUUUUUUCUUACUUUCUUCUGUUUAUCCUAUAUUACUGUGUUUCUGUUCUUCAGUGUGUGAAAAUGAACAGAUUUACAGUUAGCAGACAAGAAAAGGAAAAAAAAUAGCUGGACUCCAACUUUGCUGGCUGGAGGCUGCCUGAGUGAAGAGAUGAGAUGCGGGGCAGUAGAAGUGGAAAAAAAAAUCACCCUUUUAAACCAAAACAAGGAAAUAUAAAGGAAAAAACAUAAUGUUUCAUGGUUAAAUAUCGUACAUGAACUGUGUCACUUAAAUUACGUAUUCCCGUUGUAAUUUUUCCAACUCUGCUGAACUGAGGUACUUAUAUUUGGUUACAGUGGCAAACAGUGUCCCAAAUAUCUGUUUGGAUCCCAAGGACCGAGAGUAUACGUCACAGCAAAAAAAAGCUUCUGAAGUAUGAAAGUGUUUGGGAAAACAAAAACAGUAAAUCUCUUACUGACUCAGGAACAAUAUAUUCUAACCUUCAAAUCUGUCCAAAUCUGAAUAGAAAAGAAAAAAAAAGUCUUGAUUACUGCUCCUCGCGUCUCCACGUCUUUCUCCAUUGUGGUAUUUUUUAUAUAUCAAAUGUACAUUUUUUGAUGUUCAAGCUUUUCACUCCUGUUAGAUUUGUAUUGCCUUGUUAAAUGUUCAUAUAAUCGUAGUCUUACGUGACCAACGGCGUCCUCUCCUUCUUAUAGUUUCUUCCUCCUUGUUUUUCUGCUCUAAUGAAAGCCAGCUGUGGCCCCUCGGAGGAAUCGAGCCCUCUCGGAACAACGGCAGUCAUGUUCAUUCCCUUUAGCCCUGUGACGUUAGCAAGAGGCGGCUGCUCGCAGAUUGUUUGGUUUUUAGUGUGAGUAUUUGUAUUCGUUUCUUGUACAAGGUGAACAUAUAGCAUACAGUGCAGCUGGAACCAAUAAAUAAAACUUACUGUUCUGACUAA
This is a messenger RNA of Archocentrus centrarchus (flier cichlid), 5408 nucleotides long. RefSeq names its product C-terminal binding protein 2a (gene ctbp2a). Gene Ontology annotation, cellular component: nucleus. Lineage: Eukaryota; Metazoa; Chordata; Actinopteri; Cichliformes; Cichlidae. The record is from RefSeq and is a predicted model, not a curated record. The transcript has 10 exons. The coding region runs from base 337 to 3804 and encodes 1155 amino acids. Gene Ontology annotation, biological process: regulation of transcription by RNA polymerase II. Gene Ontology annotation, molecular function: DNA-binding transcription factor binding; oxidoreductase activity, acting on the CH-OH group of donors, NAD or NADP as acceptor; NAD binding.